Messenger RNA from Rodentolepis nana, 627 nucleotides. NCBI's taxonomy places the organism in Eukaryota, Metazoa, Platyhelminthes, Cestoda, Cyclophyllidea, Hymenolepididae. The record is from the annotation of a GenBank genome assembly.
AUGGCAUCGUCUGUGGCUGUUAAAGGCCCACUCUAUAUCUUUGGGUUAAUUGCCACAUAUAUAGGAUUAUAUUAUCUUUUGAGCGGCAAUGGUUACCGUUUUGAUAUCGGUCACAUUUUGGAGGGUAUCUCACCUUACUUGUGGGCAUGCAUUGGUGUGGGGCUUGCCAUAUCUCUUUCUGUAGUUGGGGCUGCUUGGGGUAUUUACAUCACUGGAACUAGCAUUCUUGGUGCAGGCGUCAAGGCUCCUCGUAUUAGAACUAAAAACUUGAUUAGUAUUAUUUUCUGCGAAGCCGUAGCUAUUUAUGGAAUUAUUAUGGCCAUUGUUAUGGGCAACCAAAUCGAGCCUUUCAACCCUGAAAAGGCAACCGAGGCGGUUUUGCGAGCCAAUUAUCUGGCUGGAUUCGCUAUAUUUGGUGGUGGCCUAACUGUCGGUUUCUGCAAUCUCUUUUGUGGCAUUUGUGUUGGUGUUGUCGGUUCUGGUGCUGCCCUCGCAGAUGCUGCCAACCCAACACUUUUUGUCAAAAUUCUCAUUGUUGAAAUCUUUGGCUCUGCAAUCGGUUUAUUUGGUGUUAUUGUCUCCAUCCUUCAGACAUCAAAAGUCCGAAUGGGCAACAAGGCUGCAUAG